Caenorhabditis sp. 36 PRJEB53466 is the source of this 2532-nucleotide messenger RNA. Lineage: Eukaryota; Metazoa; Nematoda; Chromadorea; Rhabditida; Rhabditidae. The record is from the annotation of a GenBank genome assembly.
AUGGUGCUGAGUGUUAACAUUCCGUUGAAGCCGUCGGAAGAAGCAGUGGUUAAAUUCCUGCUGUAUGAAAUACUUUUCAUAUAAAAUUCAUGUAAACCUUGCAGAGGCUUGGUUUUCGGCUCAAAAAAGACGCAAGGAACGCAGUCGAAUCGUAGAGAAUGCUUGCGCCACGACGUUUUCGGUGCGAGGUUAGCAUUUGAGCCCUCCGAAAUAUAUGAUUUUUCUAUUCCAGCCAGUUGAUACGAGCAAUUUUGAAGAAGGACAAGAAGAACCGAAAAUCGUGGAUUGUCGUCUGCAAUCUCGUUUACGGCAACACGAUUGUUUUGAAACAACAAGUUGCUCGUCUGCUUUGUAUGUUCGAAAAAUCUCGAAAAUUAUUAUUCUCCAAAUAUUAUUAUUCUAAAACAAAGUGGAAACCCAAAUACCGAAAAUACCGAAUUCAGAUGAUGCGAUCAGGGCAAAAGACAUGGUUACUCUUUCGAAUUACAUUACUGAGGAGGAGGAAAGAAAGCGUAAAACGCGAGAGUUGAUCGAGGAAGCCAUUCGUGACGAGAAGACUCCAAAAAAAAAGAGAAGAUCGAAGGCGAUGGAAAGGGAUGACGAUUAUUUGAUAACGACUCCCAUGCCUGCGGUUGCUCUUCAUUUUGAAUUACCUUCGACUAAGCUAUCCAUUUUCAGAUGCAAGCGCUGAAACAGAACAUCACGAUGGCGGACGUCGUCUCGAGUGCUCACAAGGUCGACAAUCCAUGGACGGGCGACGAGCUAGCUCCAGUGACUGAUGAGCAGUACGACAUGCUGUAUAAUAUGCUCGAAGACAGCGAUGGACGCCUCUCCUUUACGAACAGGUAGAUAAGGGUGGAGUCUAUAUUAAAGCUAUUUGUGUCUGGUUCAGAACAUUCAUCGAUCGAUAUAGUUCAAACACGGCCCCAGAAAACGUUCUGAACGUGGGCAUGGAUAUGGAACUGGACAGACCGACAUACGACAAUAUUCAGGAAUUGUAUAAUACCCCGAGGAAGGAGAAUCAAAUCGAGAGUGUCCGAGAUCGUUUCAAUGAGAACAGUAUGAUGCACGAGGAAAUGUUCGAUCACAAUCCACAGCUAGCAGAUAUUCUCCGUUUUGGACUAAUUCCGAUUCUUUCUAAUGAAGGUCAAAAAAUAAGUUUGGAUGAAGAAAUGGAAAGCGCCAGACACCGCGCCAUUGUGGGUUCACCUGAAAAUCGUCUCAACAAAGUAUCUAUUUCAGGACACUGACUUGCAGAUAGACAGUAGUCAGCCGAGGAUGGAGGUGCCACGGCUUGCCUCAGAGCAGGUACUGUCAUUGGCGUUAACCUAACUGUCAGACAUUGGUUUUUUAGAUAUCGUUGCUUUCUGACGCUCAAGUUGUCAUUCCUAAAAAACAAAGAGCAUCGCGUACCCCGGCGAAAAAUCAAAAAGAUUCAGAAGAGCAAGACGUUGUCGGUCACAUGAUUUCACUGGUGGGAGAAAGCACGGCUUUGUUCGAUAAUUGGUCUGAUUACAGAAGAGCAUGCACCGUAUGAUGGAAGACUUCUCGAGUCUUCAUUAUUCGGACACGAAGCACUUCCUGCAAAAACCAAAAAAGUUCAUGAGUGUGAAGCAGCUGCUGGAUCUUGUUCCGUUCUUUCUGAGAGAGAACUGCGAUACAAAACUAUGGACAGUUUUUGAUGGAAAACCGAAAAGACACGAGAAGGACUCAAGAAGCAAUGUUUCGAACGAGUCCAUGGUGAGCGAGCCGCCAUCGAAAAGAAGUCGGCGGUCCGAUUACGAGAAUUUAAAUCUGGAGCCUAUCGACCUGUCGCAAAUGAAAGUAAUGAUGACGCCUUUGAAAGAAAAGACUCCCGCGUUCGUGUUUUAUCUCCUUCCAUUCAAUGUAUUUCCAUUUCCAGGUCGUCUCCAAUUCAUCGCUCGGAACUCGAACCCCUCGCUGAAGUGGAAACUGCGAGAAGAAUGCAAGGUUUGCUCCCGUCCUGAUUGACUUCAUUACCUCUUUUUUCUAGAAGAGUUCAAUUACGACGACGUGAUUCGUAACCCGAUAUCACCGAGGUUCAUUCCAAUUUGUACUUUGUUAUUCGAUUAAAAAAUUUUUCAGAUUCAACGAACAACUGUCCGAGAACAUGGACAAUUCUGUCACUCCAAGGCAAAUAACGGACGGCUCACACCGGCUCGGAUCCGACGACAGAUCGGCCGCUGUAAUUCGUGAGAAUCUUCUCGCGUAAGGGCAGCCAUUUUUUUUCUCGGUCAAUUGUUGCCAAUUCAGAGAAUGCCAGAAAGCAGCUCCGUACACGUUUAGUCUCGAAUCUGUGUUCCGUCCGAAUGUGUCCAGAAGAGAAGCCGCCAGAACAUUCUAUGUCACUCUGGGUUUGUAUCAACAAUAUCUGGUGAUAUUCUUCGAAUGUACGUUUCAGAACUUCUCAAAGAACGAGAACUAGUUGUGAUGCAAAGAGAGCCGUUCGACACGAUUGAGCUGCAAGUCGAACAUGAGGAUUCGGAUGAUAUCGCGACGGUCGAAGCCUAG